This is a messenger RNA of Scylla paramamosain (green mud crab), 7823 nucleotides long. RefSeq names its product A disintegrin and metalloproteinase with thrombospondin motifs 14-like. The record is from RefSeq and is a predicted model, not a curated record. NCBI's taxonomy places the organism in Eukaryota, Metazoa, Arthropoda, Malacostraca, Decapoda, Portunidae. Gene Ontology annotation, biological process: extracellular matrix organization; proteolysis. Gene Ontology annotation, cellular component: extracellular matrix. Gene Ontology annotation, molecular function: metalloendopeptidase activity.
GGCAAGGCAAGGCAGUGUGCGGUGGGCGGGAGGGGGAAGAAGACGUGUGUGGCAUUGCUCGCAACACCAAGCAUCACCCUGCCACGCUGGCCUCGCUCUACCCUCGCAGCAAGCCUGCCAGCCAGCCAACCGCACUGAGGAGUCUCGUCAGCCGGGCCGCGUGACCAGCCAGCCAGUCAGACGCCCGGUCAGGAAGUCAGUCAGCGAGGCAGUCACCGUGUCAGCGAGCCCAUCAGCCAGUCACUCAGUCAGUCAAUCAAGCAGUGACACGACCUGGUCCCACCCGCGCUAUUCGGACAGUCAGUCUGUUAGUCACCAAGUCAGUCAGUCAGUCAGUCAGUGUUGCCUUGGAAAGGUGAGAGCGGUGAGAGGGGAAAGCGACCUCUCCCACGGGCCGGGUCGCAUCAUUGCCUGGCGACACCCUCCCCUGUGUGUUAUCUCAGUGAUCCGAGAGGGGCUGGAGGGGUGAGGGGGCUUGGAGGGGUGAGGGUAGUGUGGUGGAGGGGCGUGAUUAGCAGUGUGUGGAGCAAGCAAGCAAGCAAGCAAGGGGUGUGCGUGUGUUAAUUGCCCGUGGUGGUGUGGUGGUGGUAGUGGUACUGAAAGAGGAGGAGGAGGAGGAAGAGUGUCAUGUGUACGUGUUUGUGUGUGAAGGUGGUGAAAUUUAAGAAAAGAUAAUGAAUAAGAUAGUGAAAAGAUCGAGCAUUUUGUUCCCUGCUAAGUAGCGCCAUUGCCACCUCCACCCUCGUCCUCCGGAGCUCAUUGUGUAACACAGUGCAGAGCUGUUGCAAAAAUCAGGUUAAAAAGUUUGAAAAUAAGACUGAGGCAGCAGCAGAAGGGAGAGAGAAAGAGAGAGAAAGAGAUGGAGGGAGCGAGGUUGGGUGUGGAAAAAAUAGUGAUGCUAUGCACGUGUCGCUAAUUAAGGAUAAUUAGAAAAACACGUAAAGUGCUUUGAAAAAAAAUAAAAUAAAAUAAAUGAAUAAAAGUUUUGAGCUUCACCUAGUACGCUUUAAGAUUUAUAGAGGAAAGAAAAAUAGAGGCUGGUACACACGUCGCUAAACAGACCGUUGUGUUGUGUUCGAAUUUGUUGACUUCACGGGAGGCGGUGAAAAAUAAGAGCGGAAGAAAGAAAAAGGAAAGUGAGGAAAAAAAGAAAUACAAAAAGUAUUGGUUUGAAAAAAAAGAUGGGACACUGAAAAAUAAGAAAAAAUAAAACGGCCAAAACAGAUAUACAAAAAAAAAAAAAGCGAAACAAGAGGGAAAAGAAGUGUUAGUACAUUCAAAUAAAGGAUGAAAAGGAGUGUAAAAAUAACAAAACUGAGUUAGAUGCGAAAAGAAAGAAACAGUGAAACAAAGCAGAAAAAAAUAUAUCCAACCAAAAAUAAGGAAAUUAGAUAAAGGUGACAAAGACACACAACAGCGAAACGGGAACAGAAAAAUUGGAGGAAAGAAAUAAAUUGGAAAGCAGUAAGUGAAAAGAGAAACAAAAAAAAUAGGAAGAAAAGAAAGGAAACAGGACGGAAAGAAGAAGUGCGACACCAAGAGAGAGAGAGAGAGAGAGAGAGAGAGAGAGAGAGAGAGAGAGAGAGAGAGAGAGAGAGCAGCAUCGCCACACCUGCCCUAAAAGUAAUUAGCUCUCACCUCCCUCCCCGUCACCGUCAGCGUCAGGAGAGGAGCCACGGCGGGGAUAAGAGAGCGACUCCCUUCCCAUUUCCUCCUCUCUCUCUCCUGCCUUUCCUCCAACAUGGCGGCGGUAUAGAGGAGGUAGCCAUGGCGACGAGUCACCUCUUGCGGCUUCCCCUCCUCCUCCUCCUCCUCUUCCACCUCCUCCACCUCGUCCUCCACGCCUCGUGCACCUCGGCCCAGGUUGGCUCCCACGAGGAUGAUGGCGGCGGCGACGGCGGCGACGAAGGGCGAGGCUGGAGCGGCGGCGUGGCAGCAGGCGGCGAGGACCUUCCCGUGACCAAGACGCGGGUGGUGUAUCCCUUCAGAACUGACCAGUAUGGACACGUUAUCUCUCCCUAUGUGUUCGGCCGCUCGCAGCACCCGCGCCGCCCACGCUCCGUCAGCGGGGCCUCCCAGCACGCCCCUAAGGCCCGCAGAAGAGUGCGUAGGGAGGCAGUCACUGAAGGAGAGACAGAAUAUCCCGGGCAUGGAGACUGGGACAUUGUAGAGAGAGAGGAGAGUGAAGGAGAUGAGGAGACAGUGAUGGAGGAGGUCAAUGGUGAUGAUGAUGGUGGUGGUGAAGGUGAUGGUGAGGAGGACAGUGACGACAAGUUGUUCAUCAUGAUCAACAACGAGGACGAGGAGCUGUUCCUGAACCUGACGGCCAACACCCGCCUGGUGACGCCCUACACCGUCAUCGAGUGGGUGCUGGAGGGCGGCCGGCGGGUGGUGAAAACGGCCUCAGCUUCCUCUGGGAAUUGUUUCUAUACGGGCCGCCUCAACACCACCUCACACUCCCUGGUGGCCGUCAGCAACUGUGACGGCCUGACGGGCUACAUCCAGACCAGUGACGCGGGUUACUUCAUCGAGCCCCUCAAGAGGAAGGGCGUGCCGCAGGGCGAUCCUGACCUGGAAGCCUCGUCACCUGGGCCACAGCCUCACCUCAUCUAUAAGGUGGAGGACGUGACCAGCCGCCUUAACCUGUCCCUACAGCAGGACCAGGAGUUCCAGGCAGGCCGCAAGGAGGACGUGGCCGGCUCGCCCUCUCACACGAUCGAUAUUUCAGUCUCGAAAGAAGGUCAAGCAGAAAAAGAAGCUACCAUCCUUGAAAUAAUUCAAGAAUUAAAUCGGAGACGAAGAAGUUUCUCUCCUUUAGCCUCACGCCGGCCGGAGAAGGCGGAGGCGAAGGAGGAAGGCACUGGAGCGAGGAGAGAGGAAAGUCUUGGCACCAGCAGCAUCAGGAGUAGGGACGCAAGCAGGAGGAGGAGGAGAUGGUCAGGUAGUGUCCCCAAGUUCCUGAGACGGCCCAAGUUUGUCCCGGCAGCCACGGAGCGAAGAGGACGCUCCGCCCACACCCACACGGCGGAAUUCGAUGUCCCGCAAGACUACGCCUCCGCAGACAGGCACAGGACGAGGAGGAAUGAAGCAGGGGAGGGGGAGGAAGCCACGCCUCAGACAAGUGGACCACAGGCCGGGGCAGAGGAAGAGAAGUCGGGGGGUGAGAGGGAAGAGAAUCACGUAGUGAACAUAGAUAACGACGACCCUGGCAAUGAGAGGAGGAAAGGAAAGAAGAGACGAAAGAAAACCGGAAGAAGCAGAGCAUGCAAACCUGUAAGAGGAGGAGGAGGGACAGAAGAAGGAGAUGAGUCGAUAAGUGAGAGAAGCGGCAAUAACCUUACAGAAAGUAACGAAGGCGGAUGCAAAAAAGUGGGUGAGAGAAGACAAAGAAUAAUGGAGGAGAGAGCUAGAAAGAGACAGGAGAAGAGAAGACAGCGAGAGGAGAGAAGGAAGGAAAAAGAGCGGAGAAAGCUGGAAAAUAGGAAAAAGAGGAAACUGGAGAGGAGAAAACGAAGGAGGGAAUGCAUGGAGGCGAAACAAGGAGAUGAGGGAUCCGGGGAAGCGGAAAACUGCGAUGUGGAGGAGGAAGAGAGGAGAGAACGAAGGAACCGCAGGAGGGAAGAAAGGCAAAAAAGACGAAAGGAAAAGCAGCGAAGAAAGAAGAGGAAGAAGAAGAGAAAGAAAACGUCUGGAGAAGAAGAAGAGACGGUGGCAGGAGAGAGCAACAGCCAAAGACAAGUCCCAGAUGUCCCGUUCUCGCCGCCAAUCUCCUCCAGGACCCAGGACCCCUUUGAAGGCCUCACCUGGGACGGCUACUCACCUGAUAUGUGGGAAACUCAGGUGGCGGCAGGCAUCUCAGGAUUGGAGGAGGAGGAGUGGGGCGCGUCACCCCCGCCGGAUGAGGUGGACCCCGAGAAGUGGCUGGAGCUGGUGGUGGCAGUGGACAGAACCGUCAUCGCCUUCCACGGGGAUGAGGCAGUGGAGCGUUACGUCUUCACCCUCUUCAAUAUCGUGAGCGCUAUCUACGAGGACCCGUCACUCGCUGCCAACCUGCACCUUGUCAUGCUGCGGAUCAUCUUCUACAAGGACGCCGCGCAGGACCAGGUGCGUGAGGGGCAGGCGAAGAAAUCCCUGGAGGCAGUAAACAGGUGGGCGGAACGACUGCACCACGUGUCCCCCGCGGCUCUGCGCCACGACCUGGGCGUGUGGCUGACGCGUGUGAACCUUGGGGGCCCAUCCGGGUACGCACCUGUGUCCGGCGUGUGUCAGCCGGAGAGGUCGUGCACCCUCAACAGGGACGAGGGUCUCACCUCCGCCUUCAUCAUCGCCCACGAGAUGGCGCACGUCUUGGGCAUGAGCCACGACGGGGACCCCAGUGGCGGGCAACACUGCCACCAGGAGGGCUUCCAGGGCUCCGUGAUGGCUCCCCUCGUCGCCGCCACGUUCAGCAGGUUCCACUGGUCCUCGUGCUCCCGCUCAGAAUACCACACCAAGUCCAAAAAUUGGUCUUGCUUAACAAACAGGCCGCAAUGGGAGAACGCGACCACCGUGCACUCCACCAUCCACUACCAGUACUCCCUCGAUGACCAGUGCAGGAUGGAGUUCGGCGAGGGUAAGUGUGUGUGCGUGUGGCAGGUACGGGCUGUGGCUCCGAGAUUGGCCGGAACGGACCCUUGUACCCACCUGUGGUGCAGCAACUCCUCGCUGCCCUUCCAUUGCAAGACCAAGAAGGGCCCGCCGCUGGAGGGAACCGUCUGUGGGGAGCAGAAGUCACUCAUGGUGUCGCCACGGGUUCUGCGUGGCGAUGGGGCAGGAGCUGGAGGAAAGAGAGCGGAGAGUCCCCCCGUCAGACACAACCCUCGUGACGGUGGCUGGAACGACUGGGGGAGUUGGGGUCCCUGCUCCAGAACCUGCGGCGUCGGUGUGGCCUUCAGGACCCGCCAGUGUGACAACCCCAAGCCAGCGUGGGGCGGGAGGCGGUGUCGCGGCAAGAGGGAAGAGUGGAGGCUGUGCGGGACCGAGGACUGCCCGCUGCCCCGCAUCGACUUACGGGCCCAGCAGUGCUCCAUCCUCACCAGCAUGGUGAACCUGGACUCCCGCCGCGCUGCCCUCAGGUGGCAACCCUACGAACCAAGGAGAAGGAGGAAGCGGUGCCGCAUCUCCUGCUACAGCCACGGCACCAAUGAAGUCUACAUAGGGAGGGACUACGUGGUGGACGGCACUCCCUGUUCUUACGACGAGCCAGAUGACAUUUGUGUGCAGGGCAAGUGUGUGGCGCUGGGCUGCGACAAGGUGGUGGGGUCAGAGGUGCGGGUGGACGAGUGUGGGGUGUGUGGCGGGGACGGGGCCACCUGCUCCAGACACACCCACACCUACCAGCAGACGCCCGCGACAGAGUACUCCUUGGUGGCCACGCUCCCCGCCGGGCGCCUGGAACAUCGUGGGUGCAGGAGGAGGCGCCCUACAGGAACUUCCUCGCGCUCAGGGACAACUCUUCUUCCUUCACUCUCAACGGCGGCAGGAGUCAGGAGCCCUCCAGGUCCUUCAUCAGUGAAGGUGCCAAGUUCGUGUACACCAACAGUAGGGAGAGGGAGAUGCUACGAGCCCGAGGACCCCUGCUGCAGCCUGUGUCUCAUUCACGGGAGUCGGGCCCAAGAGGAGGUCCAGGUGACCACCACCUUCCUGACACAGCUGCAGCAGGAGCACUACCAGUGGGAGGUGGGGCCCUACACCGCCUGCUCCGUCACCUGCGGCGGGGGUGAGCAACACCAGACUCUGGUGUGCCGGGACCGCCGCACUGACCACCAGGUGUUCCACGACCGCUGCCACCACUUGCCCCGCCCAGCACUCAACACAUCCGUCUGCAACACCUUUGGGUGCGAGGCGCGAUGGGUGGCGGGAUCGUGGGAGCACUGCUCAGCAACCUGCGGGCCGGCGGGCGUGCAGCAGCGCGUUGUGUUCUGCGUCACGCUUCCCGAGGCCUCCUCAGCCAACUGGACUCAGGGCAUCGUUGACCCCCGCAGGUGCAGUGGCACGCCACGCCCCGAGGCGCGCCGCCCCUGCCUGCGCGAUCCUUGCCCCGGCGCCUGGACGCCGCGGGGAUGGUCUGAGUGCUCCAGUACCUGCGGAGAGGGCGUGGAGUCGCGGAUGUGGGAAUGCGUGGGCGGCGGCGGCAACGAGGUGACAUACGAGUGUGGCCCUAUGCCGCGGCAGGAGCGGGUGUGCUUCGGGCCGCCGUGCCCAGCCGCGCCCUGCCUGCGGGACGCCUCGUCCUUCUGCCAGCUGCCGGUGCUCCACAGGUACUGCCAGCUGCCCAAGUACCGCGACCUCUGCUGCCACACCUGCGCCAACGUCGUUUACUAGGUUAGGUUAGCAACGUGCACAUACAUACCUACACACACACACACACACACACACACACACACAUAUGUAGAUGUCAGUAGAUUUGCGUACAUUGGAUACAAAUACACAGAGAAGUAGAUGGACGCAGCAACACACACACACACACACACACACACACACACACACACACACACACACACACACACACACACACACACACACAUACACGUGAUGUAAACCAAAAUAUGUGCAACUCCGUGUUCUUUCUGUAGUCAGGUCAACCCAGUACCUUUUGUGUUCACUGUCCCGCUGCGGUUGUGUGUGCGAGGAAGAGGAGGAGGAGGAGGAGGAGGAGGAGGUGAUGGUGGUGGUGGUGAAGGUGUAAAUAAUGGUGAUGAUAGAAGUAAUAGUGAUGGUAGAUGGUGGAAGAAAUAAAGACAAAGAGGAAAAGGAAGAAAAGAAAUGAGGAUUGUUUGAACGUAGAAUAAAUGAACAAGAAAAGAUAAAGGAGAAGAAAGAGAGGAAUGAGAGGAUCGUUAAGCUAAAAAUGAGAUAGACAAAAGAUAGUAAGGAAAGAAAACAGUGAAGCAGAUACUUAAUGUAAGAAAGAGAGGCGAAAAGAAAGUAAAAGUGAAAAGUAUGAAACACGGGGUCGAGAAAACGAAGAAAAAUUUAGGUGUUUUGUUCCUGUUGCUCCUAAAAUAAGACCACAACCAACACUACAACCACCACCACGGAAAAUGUGGAAUAAUAACUCCUCUUCAUCACAAACAAAACUAUUGCCGCUUAUAAUCUCCAUUUGUGUCGUGAAAUAAUAAACACUAAUAAUAAGAAAAAAAAGAUAAAAACACUUAUCAAUAUUAAAUAGAUAAGAAAGAAAGGAGAAAGUAAUAUACUCGUAAUUAUUAGUGCUGAACAUGAUAAAUAAAGGAGUGAAAAGAAAAAGAAUCAGUGAUAUUGAACAAAUAAGAAUGAAUGAAAACAAAAACUGUUAUUAGUGAAUCGAAAGUAAAAGAAAAAAAAAAAGUCGUGUAUUUUUGUGUCUGAGGUGAAAAAAGAGAGAGAAAAAGAAAAAGAAAACCGAUUCGUAGACUAUUAUACUUAUUUACUAAUAAGUUAAGUGAGCAAGGCAAUGAGUAAGUGGCUGAGUGAGUGCGUGAAUGCAUGCAACAAAGAGCGUUGGUGAUGCUGUAAUGUACGUGUUUGUUUUAGUCAUUCAUCAAGAUCAUUAACGUAUGGUGAUUAUUAUUAUUAUUAUUAUUAUUAUUAUUAUUAUUAUUAUUAUUAUUAUUAUUAUUACCAUCAUUGUUCUUUGUUGUUAUUCCGUGCAGACAUUAUACGUAGUAAUGUGUUCAUGAUACGUUAUAAAGGAAUAUAUUAUGUGCGUUAGCUUUACCGACUCUCUCUCUCUCUCUCUCUCUCUCUCUCUCUCUCUCUCUCUCUCUCUCUCUCUCUCUCUCUCUCUGUAUUUUUGUUUUUAA